CCGCUGCUCUGCUCUCUCUUCUUACAAGCCAAGAUGAGCUACGGAUCUGAUAUAUAUUCUUCUUCCUCCUACCGGAAGAUUUUCGGGGAAUCUCCUCGUUACUCAUCCUCUCCGUCGCGGAUGAUGACCAACGUGUCCUCACGCGGCGGUUACCGUUCCCACUCCCUGUCCCGGAGCAACAUAUCUUCCCUGGGCUCCUACAACAAGAGGUCCGGCCGCUCCUUCUCGUCCAUGCCACUGGAGAACUUCGACCUGACACAGAGCAGCGUUCUCAAUAAUGAAUUCAAGAUCAUCCGCACCAAUGAGAAAGAACAAAUGCAGGGUCUCAAUGACCGUUUUGCAAUGUUCAUCGAGAAAGUGCGUAACUUGGAGCAGCAGAACAAAGUGCUGGAAACGGAGCUGAUUGCUCUGCGCCAGCGGCACACCGAGCCAUCCCGCCUGGCCGAGCUCUACCAGCAGGAGAUCCGCGAGCUCCGCUCCCAGCUGGAGGAAGUUAAUGGGGAAAAGUCCCAGAUGAUGAUCGAGCGCGACAACAUUGAAGACGACCUGCAGAAACUCAGGGGCAAAUACGAGGACGAGUUCCGUGCCCGGGAGGAGGCGGAGGCCAACCUCAAGGCUUUUAAGAAAGACGUGGACGAUGCCACCAUGGUGCGCCUGGACCUGGAGAAGAAGGUGGAGUCGCUCCUGGACGAGAUCAACUUUUUGAGGAAGGUGCACGAAGAGGAGGUGGCCGAGCUGAUGGAAAUGAUCCAGGCUUCCCAGGUGUCUGUGGAGAUGGAGGUGGCUAAGCCAGAUCUCACCUCCGCCCUCAAAGAGAUUAGAGGACAGUACGAGUCCAUGGCGUCCAAGAACCUGCAGUCCGCCGAAGAGUGGUACAAGUCCAAGUUUGCCGACCUGUCCGAGCAGGCGACCCGGAGCAAUGAGGCCAUCCGUGCCAGCAGGGAGGAACUCAACGAGUUCAGGAGGCAGCUGCAGUCCAAGACCAUCGAGAUCGAGAGCCUGAGGGGAACCAAUGAGUCCCUGGAAAGGCAAAUCCGAGAGAUGGAGGACAGGCACAAUGCAGAGAUUGGGAACUACCAGGACAACAUGGCACAGCUGGAGAAUGAGCUGAGGACCACUAAGAGUGAGAUGGCUCGUCACCUGAGGGAGUACCAGGAUUUGUUGAAUGUCAAGAUGGCACUGGAUAUUGAAAUUGCAGCUUACAGGAAACUGCUGGAAGGGGAGGAGACCCGCAUUGGCACAGGGAUCACCUACCCCAGUCCCAGUAUAAGCUCCGGUGGUGGGCAGAGCUACAGCUAUCAGACCCGUGUCUACACCACCUCUGGCAAGGGCUCCAAGAAGGAGGGCAAAGAGGAGGACCAGCAGCAGAUCAAGUCUGGAGGCAAGAUGACCCAGCGUGAGGUAUAUGAGGAGACCGUGAUGACCUCCAAGAAGAUGGAGAAGCAGCAAGACGCCGGUGAUAUUCCUACCAAUCAGAAAAACUAAGAAACUAGGCCCAUCCUUGACCCAUAAAACUACCCCUUACCCUGCAAACUUGUCUUCAUCUACCACCUUAAAACAAACCUGAGCCUUUACACUCAAAGCACUUGUGGGGAUCUGAGAUGAUUUGCGUGGCUGUAGCUCUGCUUCGCUAUCUCAUAAGCCAUGUGAGAGUACCCUUGUUUGUUGACAUCUGAAAUACACUGUGUUGGAUGUUAACAAGUGCGAAGAGUGUAGGGAGUAGAGGUUUGUUUUAUGUUGGUUCAUUUCUCCGUGUCCCACAUCUCCUCCACAGGUGUGCCCCACAGGGAAUCCAUUAUAACUCUACUAAAUCCGUCACUCUAUACAAACCCACAGCACGUCUCUAUUCUCUCUUGUUCUCUCUCACACAGUAAACAGCCGACAAUAACAGGCACUUUCUAAGAAGUAUGGUCUUUCAAAGUACAAUAUUCAACAGGUCUUUCUCACUUUGGUCUCAUGUUACGUCAGUAUGUGAUUCUGAGACACAGUAGAUCUCUAGAACUCUGCUCCUACACUACUACCACAAGCUGUGUGUGUCAUUUUCAACACAUUCCCAGGGAAGCAUGUGCGUGUGUGCACGAGUGAUAUUGUGCACACUCAAGGGACAAAACAGCAAAAGAUUUAAAACAUAUCAGCUAGAAACCAUUUAAUCUUUGCGCAUCCACUGAUACAAUAAGAUCGAAAGUGCUUGUUCUGAUGUAACGUUUAUAGUUCACUUAAGGGAGCACACAGGCUACAACUAGAAAAAGUCCACCUGAAAUAAAUAAUGAUUAUAUGGUAGUGUCUUGCUGAGCCAUUUGCCGUAACCCUGGCAAACACAGAUAAUGCUGCUUUUUUCCAAGUCUCUCGAUUAAAACUGAGGCUUGUGAACAAGACUGAAUCUAUUCUUGCACAAUUUCUGCAGUCACAGUCCUUCCAGUCUGUGCAUCAUUUGUUUGACUGUGGUCUACUCAGCUCUGCAUGACAAAAGUACGCAAGAGGUUUAACAUCCUCAGUCAAACACCAAACAUUUUACUUCUCAACGAUGUUCCACAAUUAAGAAUUAAUAUAGAUUUGAAGCAAAUAAAAAUAAAAAAACAAAACUAUUAAUCAAAGAUAAUUUGCAUGGUGUAUGUAUCUCAUGCUUGCAUGGAAUUCAUCAGCCCAUUGUACAUUCAACGCAGUUUUAUAGUAUGAAGUCAAAGGGUCAGCCCAUGCCCCUUUUUUCUCCACUGGCCAUGCUAAGCAUCAUUAUGCACAACACUCAUUGCUGACCCUUUAUCUGUAUUCGCUUGUAAGCCUUUAGGCUAGAUUUGAGACAAUUGUUGUUACUCUUAGGGUGUGACUUAGAUAGACUACAGGUCUCUGCUGUCGAUGCUAUGAUGAUGAGAGGGAGGGUGCCUCUUUGAGGCACAUAUAUCAGUGUAGAUAGGAUCUGAUUUGGUAACGACGAUCAGCCUGCACAAUUUGUUAUGAUAAGGAUACAGGGAAGAGAGAAAGUCAAGAGAGAAGGUUGUAAGGGAGCGGAACUGAAAUACAACUAACAAGAAAGACAGGUGGAAGAGAGUACGAGCAUAUGCUUUUCUCUUAACACAUUCCAUUCAGUUUCAGCACAAGCUUCUGAAUGAUCCAUUUGGGUGUGAUGAAUUGUGUGCAAUUUUAACAUAAUUUCCCAUGUAACACUGGGGAUGCCUGAAGCACAUCUGAACUCCAGACUCCAUGUCAUUUCACUGAGCCUGAGGAAAAGCCAUGCCAACAACAAUCAAAACAUACCAAAAGUUUAGAAAAAACAAACAAACAAACAAACAAAGAAACUUGCUAGACCACGACGUGUUUGAAACAACCCAACCUCUCUCUUUAACUGUGGCCAUGACUGAACAAAAUGUCUGUUGUAGUAUGACCUCACCACCAGAAGUCCUACAGUAUGAGAGACUUGUAGCUCUUAUUCCUGCUUGUGCACUGCCAGUUUUAACACAACUAUCUUAAUCUUAUACUCUCGCUGUCUGUCAUGGCAGUACGUGCCCUGGCAAGCUGUACUUAUAGUAGAGAUGGAAAAAAAGUAAACAAAACUACUGAUUGUAUGACAAAAUGUUCUGGGUUUGGAUUCAGUUGUUUUACCUGAGGCUUGUGAUACGUAUCUUAGUACUGUAGCAAGUGUGUGUUUGUAUCUUUACACAGUGGCCUAUCAUAACUGGGAAUUAAUGAGGAAGCUGUGAAGCAAAUCCAGAAGUUUGGCCCUUUGUUUUGAGGAUUUUUGAAUUCCAGUGAGCAAGAACAAAGAAAAAAACUCAGAUGUAUGUAAGCAAGUAUAUGCGUAGGUAGAAAUAAGCAGCAUUUAUUAGUCCUGAAUAAUGACUAAAUGAAGGGCAAGAAAAUGUAACUCCACAGGUCUAGGUUUGGAAAAGUCACGCAUUUAUUUGUACUCUAUAAGCCAAAAAGGAUUUCAUGGAUGUCUGAAUAGCAUUGCAACACGCCUCUGCAAAAAAACAAAAACAAAAACAAAAGAAAAAAGAAAGAAAAAAAGUCACAACUACAGUAACUUCUACAGCACUGCCAAACUUUUCUAGAUGCCCACGCAUCACCACUCUAUAGCAAAACAACAGCCGUGUUUUUUUUCCAUGGAAAAUUACUGCAUUACCACAUUCAUGUAAAAGUAAUAAAAAAGAUCCAAACCAUAGAACAAAUGCUGUAGGUCGUCAAAUGCCUUAAAACACCAGCAUAUUUUUCUGGCCGUGUGUGACGUGUAUGAUUCAGCUCAGUGGUGUGUUUUCUCAUCAUUAUCUCUUUAGUGUUUAUUAGCGGUACCUUGACUACAAAAGCAUAGGGAUUGAAUGUAGUUGACAUACUAUUCUCUUUACUCUGUACCUUAUUGCUGUAUGACACCAUACCAAUAAAGACUUGACAUUACAAAGGCUGUAAA
Myripristis murdjan (pinecone soldierfish) is the source of this 4399-nucleotide messenger RNA. RefSeq names its product internexin neuronal intermediate filament protein, alpha b (gene inab). NCBI's taxonomy places the organism in Eukaryota, Metazoa, Chordata, Actinopteri, Holocentriformes, Holocentridae. The transcript has 3 exons. Gene Ontology annotation, biological process: intermediate filament organization. Gene Ontology annotation, cellular component: postsynaptic intermediate filament cytoskeleton; cytoplasm; intermediate filament. Gene Ontology annotation, molecular function: structural constituent of postsynaptic intermediate filament cytoskeleton. The coding region runs from base 34 to 1485 and encodes 483 amino acids. The record is from RefSeq and is a predicted model, not a curated record.